Molecule: messenger RNA, 582 nt
Organism: Fusarium sp. VM40
Lineage: Eukaryota; Fungi; Ascomycota; Sordariomycetes; Hypocreales; Nectriaceae
Source: the annotation of a GenBank genome assembly
AUGCCUCCUCCGUCACCUCCUCCACCGCCGUCUUUUCGAACUGCUCCCACUCCAUCACGCCCGGCGCCACCCGUCGUUUCUGAGAACCCUCCAGUUGGAACGCUACUCCUUGAGCUUCUCAUAUAUAGCGGAGCCCCUUUCAAUGAUCAUUGGGCAUACUUCAUACGAUCAAGCUCCAGCCCCAACACAGGUGUUUACAUCGACGCUCAGGGCGAUGUGAGGAACGGCUUUGAACUUCAGCUUAACAGAGACCACGAUCUCUCACAAGAUUCACCUCGUCCAUCUUCGCGGAUUCCACUGCAGUGGAUUGAAAGUCGACCCACCGAUGAACAGGCCAUACUUGACGGUGAAGACGGCAUGGGCGAUCAAUUAGAACCGCUGUCCGAAUUCGAGAGAAGUGUGUCCAAUGUGAAGGCACCUGUCAAAACACUCAAUACUGUCAGACAAACUGGUCUACCUCGGAGAGUCGUGCAAAGAAACUGUCAGACCUGGAUAGUAGAAGCUGCGGAUCAGCUGGUUGAGGAUGGCAUAUUGCACCCGGAUGUCGCCGCAUAUCUUCAUUCGACCAAGCAGGUUAUGUGA